GUGUUGAUAAGGCUAGGAUAUCUAUCUCGGUUCAAAGAGCAUAGCACUCGAUUCCGUAUCGUUUCAGUCUUUACUCGGACCCGAAUCGACAAUAAACCAAACAGGAUGUUGAUUUUAGGAGUGAGCCGAAAUUUAAAGAAAAUCGUCGGCCCGACAUCGAUCGUACAAGGAUUGAGAGCAAAUCUGGCCCUGGGACCCAAAUGGCAAAUCCGCCUGCUGUCCGGCUCCCAGGAGCCUUGCACACAUGAAGAUGGCAUCGGUCGUAUCCUGCGGAAUAACCACCUGGUCGUAAGCAAAAAGAACAGAGAUCUGACAGGUGGAAGAGGCGGUUCUGUACAAGAAAAGAGAUCCUCGGCCACCAUCACGGAUCGGAGCCAAUUGAAAUACGCGAGGAGGCUCGUUGUCAAAUUGGGCAGCGCUGUCAUCACCAGAGAAGACGAACACGGACUCGCACUCGGCCGUUUGGCCUCCAUCGUCGAACAGGUGGCAGAAUGCCAUGUUAGUGGACGGGAAUGCAUCAUGGUGACCAGUGGUGCGGUGGCAUUCGGCAAGCAGAAACUCGCCCAAGAGCUUCUCAUGUCGCUCAGUAUGAGGGAAACCCUUUCACCAAAGGACCACACGAGGGUUGACACGGGCACUCUCCUGGAGCCGAGAGCAGCUGCAGCUGUUGGACAGUCUGGCCUCAUGUCACUUUAUGACGCUAUGUUUGCUCAGUACGGCGUGAAAAUUGCGCAGGUAUUGGUGACCAAACCGGAUUUCUACAACGAGGAGACGAGGAGAAACUUGAUCAGCACUCUCUCGGAACUGAUCAGCCUCAACAUCGUCCCCAUCAUCAAUACCAAUGACGCCGUAACUCCGCCCCCUCAGACUGACGAAGAUUUCCCCAAAGGGAAAGAAGGGAAAAAGAUCAUCGCUUUGAAAGACAACGACAGUCUUGCGGCUAUGCUGGCGGCAGAAGUGGAAGCGGAUUUACUCAUACUCAUGUCAGACGUGGAUGGAAUCUACACGAAACCGCCAUCGCAGGAAGGUGCCCGCCUUAUCCACACCUUCACACCGGAAAUGAUGAAAUCUGUCACUUUUGGGAAAAAGUCAAAAGUGGGCACCGGCGGCAUGGAUUCUAAAGUUCAGGCGGCAACAUGGGCUCUCGACAGAGGCGUCAGCGUCGUGAUCUGUAAUGGCAUGCAGGAGAAGGCGAUCAAGACUAUCAUAAGUGGAAGACGACUUGGCACCUUCUUCACGGACUAUUCACCCCCGGGAACAAUUCCUGUCGAAGUCUUGGCGGAAAACGCCCGGCAAGGCAGCAGAACCCUCCAAGCCUUGUCUCCUGAAGACAGAGCUAAAUGCAUUCAGACGCUGGCUGAACUGCUUAUCUCCAGGCAGGACUUCAUCCUCCAGGCGAACAACUUGGACAAAGCCGAAGCCCUCAAAAUCGGGACGGCCAAGCCUCUCGUCAACAGACUUUCUCUCAAUCCGGCCAAGCUGAAAUCUUUGGCAUCAGGUCUUCACCAAAUUGCUGAAAGUAGCCACACAAACGUUGGCAGAGUACUUAGAAGGACGAAGCUCGCCGACGGGUUGGACCUCAAACAAAUCACCGUACCCAUUGGAGUCUUACUGGUCAUCUUUGAAUCAAGGCCAGAUUGCCUACCCCAGGUCGCCGCCUUGGCAUUGAGUUCUGCCAACGGACUUCUGCUUAAAGGAGGAAAAGAAGCGUCCCACAGUAACAAAGCGUUGAUGGAAGUCAUUACUGAAGCUUUGAAGACAGUCGGAGCAGAAAAUGCCAUUUCUCUCGUGUCUACAAGGGAAGAAAUCAGUGACCUGCUCAGUUUGGAGAAGCACAUAGACUUGAUUAUCCCCAGAGGUUCGACUGAGAUGGUUCGUAACAUCCAGGAACAAAGCCAACACAUACCGGUACUCGGGCACGCGGAAGGGAUCUGCCAUGUUUACGUCGACAACGAAGCCAAUUUGGAGAAAGCGCUCAAAAUCAUUCGCGAUUCAAAAUGCGACUAUCCGGCCGCUUGUAAUGCCAUGGAAACACUUCUACUUCACGAAGACUUAAUCAGCAGUGGGUUCUUCGUCGAUGUUUGCAACAUGUUCAAGAAAGAGAACGUAACAGUUUAUUCUGGGCCAAAUUUGGCAGCAAAGUUAACAUUUGGACCGCCGGAGGCCAAGUCCAUGAGGGCGGAGUACGGAGCCCUCGAGUGCGCCAUCGAAGUAGUCAGCGGCGUCCAAGAAGCAGUCGAUCACAUCUCACAAUUCGGCAGCGGUCACACUGAAGUCAUUGUUACCGAAAACAAGGAGAAGGCUGCGACUUUCCAGAGGGACGUGGACUCUGCCUGCGUCUUCCACAACGCCAGCUCCCGCUUCGCCGACGGCUUCAGAUUUGGCCUAGGUGCUGAGGUCGGGAUCAGCACGGCUAGGAUCCACGCCCGUGGUCCAGUCGGAGUGGAAGGACUUCUUACUACAAAGUGGGUCCUCGACGGUGACGGCCACACCGCCGCAGACUUCGCCGAAGGCGGGCCCUGCACUUUCCUCCACCAAAAACUUCCCAUUAACGUGGAAUGACUUUAGCUUUCUAUUUCAUCUCUUUUAUGCUUCUAAAAGCCUCAUAAAUGUUCGGUCGUAAUAAAAUUAUCAUCAAGCUCAAAACCAAAAGAAUUAACCCUAGUGACUCAAUAGAAAAUUGUAUUUCUAAGAAAUAAACAAAAAUCAUAAUCUCAG
Messenger RNA from Cimex lectularius (bed bug), 2718 nucleotides. RefSeq names its product delta-1-pyrroline-5-carboxylate synthase (gene P5CS). The record is from RefSeq and is a predicted model, not a curated record. NCBI's taxonomy places the organism in Eukaryota, Metazoa, Arthropoda, Insecta, Hemiptera, Cimicidae. Gene Ontology annotation, molecular function: ATP binding; glutamate 5-kinase activity; glutamate-5-semialdehyde dehydrogenase (NADP+) activity. The transcript is spliced from 17 exons. Gene Ontology annotation, cellular component: mitochondrion; cytoplasm. The coding region runs from base 106 to 2562 and encodes 818 amino acids.